AAAUACUUGUUGUUUGUGCUUGGGUUACUGAAUUCGUUUAUUUCGCAGUGUUAUUUAAGUUUUAUUGUUUUUUGUGUGUUACAAACUAAAAAAGACAAUGGUAUCGUGCGCUAAGAGAAGUUGUAAUCAUAGAGCUGGUGUGGAUAAAAAGAAAACGUCUGGAAUAACAUUUCAUAGAUUUCCAAAGGAUCCAGAACAUAGAAAAAAAUGGAUUACUUUUGUAAAUAGAGGAGCUUGGGUACCUACAACAUAUAGUGUGUUAUGCUCUAAGCAUUUCUCCGAAAAAUACAUUGACCGAACCUCCAGAUCUCUUGUUAGAUUAAGAGAUAAUGCUGUGCCCACUAUUGAUCUUAUGCAGCUCCAAGAGAUAUCUAAGCUGGGUGGACGCAAUGCAUAUGAUUUUAUUAAAAGGGCUUUUCAACUUAUCCUAUCAAAUGACCAAGCUCUAAAAUAUAGUUGGAAGGGCAUGAAAGGAAACAGAAAAUUUAAUGAUACCCGUUUAGCAACGCUGUUGUUAAGAGCCGCAGAUGUUACAGGACUAGCAGAUUCUCAAAAAACAAGUGAAUGUGCAAUUCAAACUUUGUUGAGAAGGGCAAGUGACAGGAAGGCAACAGUGUUAAAUAAAACUUUUUAAAAAAUAGGAAAAAAGUUAAAGUUUUCCCUUGGGUUUUCUGGG
Molecule: messenger RNA, 676 nt
Organism: Diabrotica virgifera virgifera (western corn rootworm)
Lineage: Eukaryota; Metazoa; Arthropoda; Insecta; Coleoptera; Chrysomelidae
Product: THAP domain-containing protein 2-like
Exons: 4
Coding region: 98-634 (178 amino acids)
Source: RefSeq, a predicted model, not a curated record